Astyanax mexicanus (Mexican tetra) is the source of this 1600-nucleotide messenger RNA. RefSeq names its product coactosin-like F-actin binding protein 1 (gene cotl1). Gene Ontology annotation, cellular component: cortical actin cytoskeleton; plasma membrane; actin filament. Gene Ontology annotation, biological process: regulation of actin filament polymerization. The coding region runs from base 250 to 678 and encodes 142 amino acids. Gene Ontology annotation, molecular function: actin filament binding. The transcript has 4 exons. NCBI's taxonomy places the organism in Eukaryota, Metazoa, Chordata, Actinopteri, Characiformes, Acestrorhamphidae. The record is from RefSeq and is a predicted model, not a curated record.
ACCCAGAUUCAUUCGAACAGCAACAUGACUGACAAAUAUCACCAACGCCCAUAAACCGGCAGUAGGAAAUGAAUCGAGCAGCGAGAGUCGCCUCUUUCCCUGUAGCCCGCAGCUGAGAGCACAGCAUCGCCGCCCUGCUGCACUGAGCUGAGGAUUUAACCAGCCUUUUCAAGCUCUUACACCCUUUCCUACCGUCUCUAUUUUCACUUCCCUUGUUUUAUUCGUCCCUCAGCCUUUUAUCCGUCAAAAAUGGCAACACGGAUCGACAAAGAAGCUUGCAGAGAAGCUUACAACCUCGUCCGAGACGAUACCACAGACAUUAACUGGGCAGCUUUUAAGUAUGAUGGCCCCAUGAUUGUUCCUGCAGGACAUGGAACCGACUAUGCAGACUUCAAAAGUCAAUGUUCAGAUGACAACCGUCUGUUCGGUUUUGUGCGGAUCACGACGGGCGAUGCCAUGAGCAAGCGUGCGAAGUUCACCCUCAUCACCUGGAUUGGGGAGAACGUGAGUGGACUGCAGAGGGCCAAGAUUAGCACAGACAAGACACUGGUGAAAGACGUUGUCCAGAACUUUGCUAAGGAGUUUAUGGUCAGCGAUAUGCGAGAACUGGAGGAGGACUACAUCCGCAAUGAGCUGAAGAAGGCUGGCGGUGCCAACUACGACGCACAGGCAGAAUAGAGCCUAGCAGGGUGCACACAGAGGAAUUGGGUGGGGGUCAUCAAAUCUGGGUGAAACAGAAGGGGAAGACUUCAUCUCACACACUUCCUCAGACACAUUUACACCAACAUACACUCGUACACACACAUACGCACAAACACACACAUUUACAAAUAUGUCUAUAUAUGUACACACAUUCACACACACACACACACACUUACACUUCACAGUCCUCCUCCAGUGUGGUCAUGGUUGAUUUAUCUACUGUACUGUGCAUCAUCUCACUCUCAUCUCAGCCGGGCUGCGAGUGCUGACCUCAUUUCCUUCAGGGGUGGCUUUUGUACAACAACUAUAGUCGGACCCAUUUGGACUUGUGAUGUGAAGAGAGGCUUCUUUGGCUUUUGAUUGGCCAUGGCUAGAUCACGUGAUCAUGGCUAGAUCACCUCCAGUCAACUGCAGUUUCUUUCAUCUCACCAUUGGUUUUUAUUCCCCUUUUUUAAAUCUCGCUCUCCCUGGCUACUUCCUUAAUACAGACCACUGUGUUUACGGCCUCGAUCUCCAAUGGAGAAAGGGGCGUCAUUGGAUGUAUGCUUAUGUGUGUAUGUGUUUGCAGACACUGCACUGUGACUCACUUAGUCUCCAGGUGGGGUGAGAUUGGGGACAGCAUCCAGCCCUGUGAGCACUUUGGUGGGCUGUGCUGCUGUCACUCAGCCCAGCUGUGGAGCAGCCGUUUCUCUGAGUGUAGCCUUUCUUUUGGUCAUUUGAAUUGAAUUCCCCAAGAAUGUUUUUUACAACAAUGUUUAUUUACUUGUCAUAAUUAAUUACUUUUUUUUGGAAACUGAUGUCAUUAACGAACCAAGAAAAAAAAAAAGAAAAAAUAUUGACAUGGGCACAAACGAAAUCAAUCAUUUCAGAAUAAUAAAAAAAAACUGUUUUUCCAAGA